Messenger RNA from Pongo pygmaeus (Bornean orangutan), 5225 nucleotides. It is a transcript of the gene APMAP, whose product is annotated as adipocyte plasma membrane associated protein. Lineage: Eukaryota; Metazoa; Chordata; Mammalia; Primates; Hominidae. The transcript has 9 exons. The record is from RefSeq and is a predicted model, not a curated record. Gene Ontology annotation, cellular component: endomembrane system. Gene Ontology annotation, molecular function: arylesterase activity. Bases 2951 to 4351 code for a protein of 466 amino acids.
ACAUAACAGGCGUAUAUAUUUGUGGUUAUUCUUUCUGAUCACUCAGUAACCCUGAUGUACAUCCCUGAUCAUCACCCCCUUGUUUAACAAUCCCUGGGCACCCCAUUCUUCCCUCUUAGCCUGUUUCUUGUCCUUCUCUAUCCCCCAACCUCCCCCCCCCAUUAUAAUCUUAUUUAUCUAAGUCCUGGUGCAAAGCCCCUUCCUCCAAGAAGCCAUCUCUGGUCAGUCCCAUCUAAUAGCACUUGUUCCUCCUUGCAGCCCCAAGGUACCCUGCGGCUCUUCUGCAGCAGUGCUUUAUAGUGUCGUUCGUUACGCUUCCUCUCUCCUCUCCCAGAUGAUAACGCCUGUGCAGGCUGGAUCACUGUAUUUCACCCUUGUUUUGUCACUGCACUUGGCACCUGGCAGGCUUUCAGGAGAUCUCUGUGGAAGGAGUUGAAACAGCAUGGGACUGGGAAAAAGCACUGGACUAGAACUAGGGUUUGCUUUUGGUUUGAGCUGCGAGGCACACUGUGGGCUCCCUGCCAGCAUCAUGCGCUUCUUCUUCCAUGCUGGCAGAGCCUGCUUUUGUUGAAAUAAAUGCCCUCCACGUGGGCCAGUGUUCCGAUGGAAGUGAGCCUCAUCCCCAGUGCCAGGGUUGGGUGUGGGUUUUGGUUGGUCUCACUCAGUGCUUCUCAACCAAGGGCUGUUUUGUCCUCCUGGGGCUAUCUGUCAAUGUCUGGCAACAUUUUUUAUCAUCACGACUAGGUGGGAUGCUACUGCCAUCUAGUGGGGGAAGCCCAGGGAUGCUGCUGAAACACCAGCGCACAGGAGAGGCCGCCCUCCGCCUCCUAACAAAGAAUUAUCUGGCCCAAAAUAUCAGUGGUGCUGAGAAACCUGAUCAAAUUAAUCAUAGUGGUCCCAUUCCUCUGCUAACAACUGGCAUCAGCACGAUGAGAAACAAAGUCGGUCUGGUUGGAAGGUGGGGUGGGAGAACUGAGAACUGAAACAAAUAUAACAAGCAAAGCAGGCUUCACCACGACUUGAAAACAGACAAACUGUACUGAACCUGUGCUGUGCAGCACAAAUGAUCUAGCUCAGACCACUGUAACACCAACUACCUACCUGCUUCAUGAUAAGCCCACGAGCUGACCUCCUGGUAACUACGAAUGGACUUACAUGUCCCAGAGCUAAGGCCACGGUUCCUCCAGUGACUCCCCUUGUUAACGGAUUCUGACCAAUCCCGGGCAAGACUAUCGAUGGACUAACUCCAGCCCCCAAACCCCACAAGGACUCUCCCAUGACUCCCCCAUUUUGAGGAGCCUCACCGAUCCUCUGGUGCAUUUCUUUGCUGCAGCAAGUUCAGUAAACCCAACUUACUGCCAUUAUUUUUCUUCUGAAUGUGUCCCUGGGUGUUUGCAGUGCGUGGGCUUUACAACUGGGCGUGGAACACAAAUAGCUCCAAUGCAGUGAGUUCGAUGUUACGGCUGGGGCAUGUUUAAAGUGCUUUGAAGACAAAGAGGAAGAUGUUCUGCUUGGGAAACUGGGAGAAGAAUUUUCAGCAAGGAUACUUGAAGUGGGUCCCGAAUGAUCAAAAUAAUUGGCCAAGUGGAGGUGAAGGAGAGUGUAUCACAGGAAGAAGGAACCUCAAGGACAAAGGCAGCCAGGCAUGUGAUUAGACAUGGUAAGCCAUCCUGAGUGUCUGAAAUGGGGGGUGGGGAGCAAGAGGGAUAGUCCAGACAGGCAGGAAGGCAUGAGACCAUACAGUACUUUGUCAACACUAUCCCUGAUUUAAUAGCUGUAUUGGCUAUUCUCAAUGACACAGAAUGAAGUAAAAUGUUGCCGAGGCCUGAAUUAUUACCUGGGAUCUCUGGAGAACUGGAUUUGCACAGCUCUCCACUUCCCUCAAGCUGGUUCUUCAGCUCUUUGAAUGAAUAAAUAAAAAACAUUCACUUGGAAUUCUAGUGCCAUCUAGCACUUAAAAAGGUAAAGGCAUGUUUCCAUCAGGAAAGUCUCCAAGAGGAAAUUAUUUCUUAACACUGCAUUUUGAACGUGGCUUUUCCAGAGAUAAUUCCUCGUGCCACUGGUAACGGGCUUUGAUUUCUUCUGCCUGUCACUUCCUCCAGAUUCGAUUCCUCUUUCAACCCCUGUGCCUGUCAAAUGCUCUCACAAGAUCCAGUUCUUCCCUUUUGAAGCAAUUAUUAUGUUUGAUAAUUUUACAUGUCUAUUUUAUGAUGAUGAUCUGAUUAAAGUCAUCUUUCCCACUAGUUUAAUUUCUAUAAGGAGGGGCCUUGUCUGUGAUUUGCCCACCAUCAUCUCCCAGCACCUGGGAACAUUUCUGGUUUCCUGCAAUACUGUUGAAAGAACGAUGCCUCUCUAUGCUUUCUUAAACUUUGUUAGUGAUAAUUUCUACUUCUACCUGGACUUUACUUAAGGGUAAUCCUUAAUAAACUUUAUCAAAACUUAACAAACCUUAUCAAAUACCUGUUGUAAUCGUCACAAAAAGAUUUAACACUCAACAUCUGGCCUUAACCAGAGGGAAACAUUUUCUAGCCCAAGUUUUCCCCUUAACCGGAUGAGUCGGGGAAGGAUGUAAUUUUCAGGCAGAGGUGACUUCGUUCCAAGGGUGUGAAUGCAUUAUUUUUGACGCUGCCUGUAAGAGCAGGGUCGCUGACAUUUAAUAAACAGCGCCAUCCUCUCCAACGAUAAAAGUGGCCAACAUCUCGUGCUGGCAAUUCCCAAGUGCGCCAUGAGCAUCCCCGUCCUCAGAUACGUGAGACGAAGGCGGCAUGCGCAGGGACUGGGCUAGGCGAGCCCGAGGUUGAACCACUCGCGUUCUGGGCCCCGGAGUCCGAGACAGACGGGGACGUCCGCUGCGCCCGGUGCCAGCUCUGAGCGGGUUCCGAGCCCCGCUUCCGGGCGGUCAGAAUUCGCCUCCAAGCGCGGAGCAGCGACGCGCGGGUACCGCCCGCCCAUGAGGCCGGAAGGGGCGGGGAGAACGCUGCGGAAUGGUCCCUGGGCGCAACGUCAUUUCCGCGCACGGAGGAGGGCGGGCCUGGAGCCUGAGCCGGCGCUGCUCAGUGUAGAGUGGGUGGUUUCUGCGGGUGAGGUUGGCUCCCGUACCAUGAGCGAGGCGGACGGGCUGCGACAACGCCGGCCCCUGCGGCCGCAGGUCGUCACAGACGAUGAUGGCCAGGCCCCGGAGGCUAAGGACGGCAGCUCCUUUAGCGGCAGAGUUUUCCGAGUGACCUUCUUGAUGCUGGCUGUUUCUCUCACCGUUCCCCUGCUUGGAGCCAUGAUGCUGCUGGAAUCUCCUAUAGAUCCACAGCCUCUCAGCUUCAAAGAACCCCCGCUCUUGCUUGGUGUUCUGCAUCCAAAUACGAAGUUGCGACAGGCAGAAAGGCUGUUUGAAAAUCAACUUAUUGGACCGGAGUCCAUAGCACAUAUUGGGGAUGUGAUGUUUACCGGGACAGCAGAUGGCCGGGUCGUAAAACUUGAAAAUGGUGAAAUAGAGACCAUUGCCCGGUUUGGUUCGGGCCCUUGCAAAACCCGAGAUGAUGAGCCUGUGUGUGGGAGACCCCUGGGUAUCCGUGCAGGGCCCAAUGGGACUCUCUUUGUGGCUGAUGCAUACAAGGGACUAUUUGAAGUAAAUCCCUGGAAACGUGAAGUGAAACUGCUGCUGUCCUCCGAGACACCCAUUGAGGGGAAGAAAAUGUCCUUUGUGAAUGAUCUUACAGUCACUCAGGAUGGGAGGAAGAUUUAUUUCACUGAUUCUAGCAGCAAGUGGCAAAGACGAGACUACCUGCUUCUGGUGAUGGAGGGCACUGAUGACGGGCGCCUGCUGGAGUACGAUACUGUGACCAGGGAAGUAAAAGUUUUAUUGGACCAGCUGCGGUUCCCGAAUGGAGUCCAGCUGUCUCCUGCGGAAGACUUUGUCCUGGUGGCAGAAACAACCAUGGCCAGGAUACGAAGAGUCUACGUUUCUGGCCUGAUGAAGGGCGGGGCUGAUCUGUUUGUGGAGAACAUGCCUGGAUUUCCAGACAACAUCCGGCCCAGCAGCUCUGGGGGGUACUGGGUGGGCAUGUCAACCAUCCGCCCUAACCCUGGGUUUUCCAUGCUGGAUUUCUUAUCUGAGAGACCCUGGAUUAAAAGGAUGAUUUUUAAGCUCUUUAGUCAAGAGACGGUGAUGAAGUUUGUGCCGCGGUACAGCCUCGUCCUAGAACUCAGUGACAGCGGUGCCUUCCGGAGAAGCCUGCAUGAUCCCGACGGGCUGGUAGCCACCUACAUCAGUGAGGUGCACGAGCACGAUGGGCACCUGUACCUGGGCUCUUUCAGGUCCCCCUUCCUCUGCAGACUCAGCCUCCAGGCUGUUUAGCCCUCCCGGAUAGCUGCCCCUGCCACACAGGCCAGGAGUCUUCACACUCAGGCACCAGGCCUGGUCCAGGAGGAGCUGUGGACACAGUCGUGGUUCAAGUGUCCACAUGCACCUGUCAGUCCCUGAGGGGUGGUGGGCAUGGCUGCUUCAUCCCUCGAGGAUGCCCGGGCCCCACCUGGGCUCGUCUUUCUGUUUAGAGGGAAGCGUAACAUAUCUGCCAUGAGGAACAUAAAUUCAUGUAAAGCCAUUUUCUCUUAAAAAAACAAAACAAAGCUUUCUAAGUACAAUCAUUCUCUAGGACUUGGGAAGCUCCUUGCACUUGGAACAGGGCUCAGGUGGGUGGAGCAGUAACGCACUACCCAGAGAACUUGCUGCUGUGGCCCUGUCCUGCGGCCUCAAAGUCCUUCUUUACUAUUAUAUAAUGUGCGGUCAUACCUUUCUUUGUUGGGGUGGGGAUGGAAGAGCAGAGGGAGCAUGGCCCAGUGGUGUUGAGGCCAGCGGUGAGAGCUGUGUAAGCCAAGACGUGGAACUAUGUUCUCAAGGGUUGUGUGGGACGUGGGCUCUCCAUAGUGUGUAUGAAAAGCAUGUUGACUCUAGCGGCUCAGAGAGGACUUUGCUGGGUUUCUUUCUGUGAAUAUCUCUGCACUGACUGUGCUGGAAUUGGAUGAUUCUGCAAUUCGGGACCUACUGCAGGGGUCCAUUUUGUAACGUCUUGUCUGUGACCUUUGUUCUUGACCUCUAGACCCCAAGAUGUGAACAGUGCACGUGUUAAUGUCAUCUUUGCUCAUGUGUUAUAAGCCCCGAUUUGCUGUAUAUUUUCACAAGUAUGUCUACACACUGGUCAUGAUUUUGAUAAUAAAUAAUGAUAAAUCGA